This is a messenger RNA of Trichomonas vaginalis G3, 576 nucleotides long. Its product is annotated as organellar and viral DNA polymerase type B. The transcript has a single exon. NCBI's taxonomy places the organism in Eukaryota, Parabasalia, Trichomonadida, Trichomonadidae. Bases 1 to 576 code for a protein of 191 amino acids. The record is from RefSeq and is a predicted model, not a curated record.
AUGUCGAAGAGAAUAAUGUGUGAAGUAUUCUGUACUGCUGAAGAUAUGGGACUUCAAAUCUUCUACCAGGACUGUGAUAGCAUGCAUAUUUUCAAUGAAGACAUACCACGUUUAGCUCAAGAAUUUAAGAAGAGAUACGGUAGAGAACUUAUUGGUAAAACAUUAGGUCAAUUUCAUAGCGACUUUGCAGAAAUAACACCUGGAAAACAAAGUUUAGCAUACAAGUCAAUAUUUUGUGGAAAGAAGACUUACAUAGACUUACUCACUAACGAUUUAAAUGAAGUUGCAUUCCAUGCACGUUGCAAAGGUGUCAAACAAGACGUCCUUGCUUUAACAGCUAAUGAAAUGUUUCCUGAAGCUAUACAAUGCUAUUACAAUGAAGAUAAGAACAUUCACAUACCUGUUGGAACAUAUGACAAAGACUCUGAGUUCAGUUUAAUGAAACUUUACAAAGCACUUCAUGAUGGUCAAGAGAUUGGAUUUGACUUAUGUAAGUCAUGUCAACCUUGCUUUGAAGAGAAGUUUAACUUCUCAAUAACGACUAAAACAAGCUUUAUUCGUAAGUUGAAGUUCUGA